Cuscuta europaea is the source of this 4196-nucleotide messenger RNA. The record is from the annotation of a GenBank genome assembly. Lineage: Eukaryota; Viridiplantae; Streptophyta; Magnoliopsida; Solanales; Convolvulaceae.
UCGGCUUCCGUAGUCCAACAAUGGCCGCCAUAACUCCAACUGCCAGUCCCCUCCACUUGCCAGCUAAGGCUCCUCAGGUUCGGAUUUUCGUUGCGGGCUCAUACUCAAUUCUCAGGGUCAAAAACUCCGGCUUGUGGUCGCCUAAGAUCCGAGCCGUAUCCAGAAAGCUUCCGUCUCUUGAAGCCGUUAGGUGCUUCACAAAGUCUGCAGAGGAAAACGGACCGGAUAGUUUGGUCAGUGAUGAGGAGGUUAGGGAAGAAGACAAUGAGGUAAAAUCGCAAUAUGCCUCCGUUGAUGCGAUUCGUCCCGACUUCUCCGACAGUUCACCCAUUUCAAAGACUGGCAUCGGAGAUUCUUUGUCCCUCGGCAUUCGUGAACCUGUUUACCAGGUAGUGGAAGUAAAGUCAAAUGGGGUGAUUUCAUCAAGGAAAAUAAACAGAAGACACCUGCUGAAGUCAAGUGGCCUCCGCCCUAGAGAUAUACGAAGUGUUGAUCCUUCAUUGUGGUUAAUAAAUUCCAUGCCUGCUUUACUGGUGCGUGAGCAUGCAAUUCUACUGAACCUGGGAUCUUUGCGGGCCAUAGUAAUGCAGGAAAGUGUUCUUAUAUUCAACUAUAACAGUCACGGAGGAAAAGCUUUCAUAGAUGCAUUGUUACCUCGAUUAAAUCCUAAAAACAUGAAUGGAGCACAAUCAAUGCCGUUUGUGCUUGAGGUGGUUGAAGCAGCCUUACAUUCAAGGAUACAGCGAUUGGAGCAGAAACUGUGGAGUUUGGAACCUCGUGUACAAUCUUUACUUGAGGUUUUGCCUAAUAGAUUGACUGCUGAUGUGUUAGAGCAGCUCCGAAUUAGCAAGCAAUCAUUGGUUGAGUUAGGUUCCAGAGCAGGCUCUCUCAAACAAAUGUUGCUUGAUAUUCUUGAGGAUACUCAUGAAAUACGUCUUAUCUGCAUCAUGGGUAGAGAUUGUACCCUGAAGAAGGAAAAUGAUGAGAUGGAAUGUGUUGUUCCCCUUGAAAAGCAGAUUGUAGAGGAAGAGGAGGAGGAAAUUGAAAUGCUUUUGGAGAACUAUCUUCAAAGAUGUGAAUCUUGUCAUGGUCAAGCAGAAAGGCUACUUGAUUCUGCAAAAGAAAUGGAAGACUCGAUUGCUGUUAACCUGAGGUUCAUAGAUCCUUUAAGUUUUCCUGAUUCUUUAAGCUCUUAAGUAUAAACAUGGUUUGAGACCUCGAUUCCUCUUCAUGUUCCAUUAGCAGUUUUUGUAAAUGUGUAGCAUUUUUAUUGGAAGCAAGUGUUUCCUUUUUGCGAAGAUAGAAUUAAAAAGUGAGAAAAGUGAAUCAAGCUUGAAUAGGAAGAAAAGUUUGUUUUGUCCCCAAAAGGUUCAUAGAUAUUUUAAGUUUUCCUGAAUUUUUAAGCUCAUAAAUAUACACAUGGUUUGAGACUUUGAGUUGUCCACAUGUUCCAUUAGCAGUUUUUUUAAAUACACAGCAUUUUGUUGGAAGCAUGUGUUCCCUUUUCGUGAAGAGGUUAGAAAUAAAAAGAGAGAAAAGUGAAUAAAGCUAAAAGUCACUCCCCAAAACUCGAAUGGGAAGAAAUGCUUUUUUUGCCCUGCCUCAAAUAUACAGGGAAAAAGUUUUUUUUUAACACAACUUCAUGCCAAGUAAUUAGUUUACCAAGCAAUACGAGCAAGCAAGAAAAAAUGUGGGAUGAUACUUGCAUUUAGAUAUAAAUAUAUAUAUUAAGAAUUUGCCCUAAAUAAGAGUAAAAAUGUUUUUAAUUCCAAAAUAUGACUGCCAUGUUUUUAUUCCCUAAAUAAGACUAAUUACUGCCAUAUUUUUAUUCCCUAAAUAAGGCUAAUUACUGCCAUGUUUUUGGCAUUAGCAUACUUUAAACAUGGUGGUAUUUUCCAAGCUUGAGAGUAAUUACUCCUAUUGAGGGAAUAAAAACAUGGCAAUCCUAUUUUGGAAUUACAGAAUGUUUUCACUCCUAUUUCGGGAAUUUUCCCUUAUAAAUUUCAAUUGUUAUAUGCAGAAACUUAGGAUCUGUUUGGUUGGAGGGAGGGAAAUAGAGUCGAACUAAGGGAGUGGAAGAAUGAGAGCAAAUAAGUUGGAAACUUCCACACACAUGUUUGGGUGAAAGGAAAAUUAGGAAAGGAAAUAGAAGAAUAAUGAUAUAUUUUGUUUGUUUGGAUGGAAAACUGAUAUUAAAGAAAUUUAAAUAACAUAUUCAUCCUUGAGGUAUUAAAUAAAAGGUAAAAAUAAUAAAAAUACUCCAAACUUUGAUGGGGUGUGAAGUAAACACCCCAAACUUGUGUAUGUAAUUUAAAUACCCCAAACUUUAUAUAAAAAGUUAUUUUCGCACCAUUGUUAUGUAUUAUUUCUUUCAAAAAUGUAAAUUUAUGGGGUUAAUUGCAUAAUUUAAAAUAGCAAAUUAAAAGUGUUGCAAUUAUAUAGAUUGAGGAUAACAUUAUUUAUUUUGCAAUGGAAGUUUAUAAUGUUAAUUGUGUCUUCAUGAAUUCUAAAAUAUUUAAAAUUAUGCAAUUAACACCAUAAAUUUACAUUUUUGAAAGAAAUAAUACUUGACUUAGGUGCCAAAAUAACUUUAUAUAUAAAGUUUGGGGUAUUUAAAAUACAUAUGCAAGUUUAGGGUGUUCAUCUCACACCCCUUCAAAGUUUGGGGUAUUUUAGUUAUUUUUCCCUAAAUAAAAUAUGUAAAAUUCGUCAAAAUUUAUAGUCAAGAAAUAUUGUCACACGUGUAACAACCUUUUUGUGCAAUGUGAAUUAUCUAGGGUUAUAAAUCUCUUAUGAGUUCAGCAACAAAUUUAAAUAUACGUUAUGUUUGGACUUGAAAAUAAGAGAAGUAUAAGCCUUUUCCGUUCCCUUUCUGCCCAGUUGUGGAUAGGGGAAAAAUGUGGGACCCACAGUUGUUUAAAUACAACUUAUUCCUUUCUCUCAUUUCCUUACUACCAAGCAAUGGUAAAGAUACUUUCUAUGUCAUAUCUCUCCCUCCCCUUUCUUCCAAUUUUAUCCCAAACAAACACAAGUUCAGCUGUAUACAUUGGAAUGGAAUGGCAGUGUUCUAAAAUAUUCAUUAUUGAGCUCAAGGAGGUGGACCUUGGGCUAUUUGUAUGAAAAUGAAUGUUUCCAACACCGUACAUACACAUGUGCGUAUGGGAUGUGAAUGUGUGUGUUGAUUGUGUUCCCAAAUAAUCAGUAUGGGGUGUGAGAUUUUCCCCAUCACAGGUUUAAAGUCCAACCAAUAGACUGCUUUUUUUAUAUGUUUUGUAAUAGAAAAUGCUUGUACUAACUGCUGUAAUAAGUUUCAUGUACAUUUUAGCUCAAGGAGGCUUGAAGUGAGCAGGGUGGAAUUACUCCUGCAGGUAUAUUUGGUAUGAAUUUAAGAUCUUACCUCGAAGAACACGCGUUCGCAUUUUGGCUAACAACAGCCGGGAUCAUUGUUGGUGCUGUUGUUACAUUUUUUCUCAUGUAUAAAUAUUUGAGAACAAGAAAGAUACUGUGAACCCCGAUCUUGCGGCGAUUUAAGCUGUUCUUAAUGUCUCAAUUCACACCCAUCAAGUGGAAGGGUAUUGUUUGUUUUGGGGGUUGGGUCCAGAGUCCCAGACGCCCGACGUUCUUUGCCGAACGAAACCAAUGGCACAAAGAACCCCUGUCAGUGUACACUGUCCUGUUCUGGAUAAAAAAAGUUACCAACCAUUUCUCAUCUCUGCAACACAAAAGAAUAAGAGUGCUUCUCAGUUGGAUUUUGAGAAGACAUAGGAAACCACUACUUUAAAGGGAUGGGUGGACGACACCAUUGAUAUCAUGCAGAUAGUUCUUACGCCCGGUUCGCUUUUACUAUCACACACUUAAUAUGCAAGCUAGUGAACAACUGCUGGAGAACCUAUAGAAGUAACAAGCAUGGGUAGCAUCAAGGACGGAGCCAAGACCCCCCCCCCCCCCCCACCCCCCCCGGGCUAGAAGUAAAAUAUACGGAGUAUAUAGGUGAGACUGUCCAAAACAGAGAAUAAUGUAUGCACUUUUAAAUACUUUCAAUCGUGAUAAUACCUAAAUUCACCAUCAUACCAUUCUUAUUUUCAAUUUUUUUUUUGUAGAAAUUGUUUGUGUGAACUGUUUUUGUGUGUGGAACUUAUCUAGUCGGGACAAAUUUGUUUAAGAGUGUUAUGGUUUUGAUUCUAUGUUGUUUCGCA